AUGCAGGGUUCUCUACCAGCGCCUGGUCCUGAUAAUCUCCAUGCUCUACAGAAAGCUAUUGAUUCAAUGGAAGAAAAGGGCUUACAAGAGGAUCCACGCUAUUCGCAACUUCUGGCAAUCCGUGCACGCUCGAAUCCACAAGAUCCGAGCAAAGGACUCUUUUCGAACACUCAACUUAGUCAGCUGAAGGCGCAGAUAGCUGCGUAUCGAAACCUAGCGCGGAACCAACCAAUCACGCAACAGAUUGCGCUAAUGGCUGCCGGCAAACGUGUCGGCGAUGCACCGCCGGAGUGUCCCACACCGCCCGCGCAGCCGCCAUCACCCUACGGCCAGGCACAGCCGCAAGUCUCUGGCAAGGCUGGCGGUGGUGGCGGGGCGCCCCCAACGCCUCUGCCUAUGACAGGACAGAUGGCGCCACCUACGCAGCCUACGCCUCCGCUUGUUAAUCCGCCGGUAGGAGGUGGCCCGCCGGUGCGCGGGGCCGCCCCGCUGCGUCCGCCGGGGCCGCCGCAGCCCGGUCAGCCCGCUCAGCCCGCACACCACCAGCCUGGCGUACCCACACCAGGCGCCAAGCAGAAUCGGAUUACAAGUAUUCCUAAACCUGUCGGAAUCGACCCCAUCCAAAUACUAAAUGAGAGAGAAAAUAGGAUUGCUGCUCGUAUAGCACAUCGCAUAGAUAUGCUGUCGAAUUUGCCAGCCAACAUGUCAGACGACUUGCGCCUUCAAGCGCAGAUAGAGCUACGGGCGCUUAGGGUCCUCAACUUCCAGAAACAGCUGCGCGCAGAGAUACUAAGUCAAGUGCGUCGCGAUACUACACUUGAAACUGCGGUAAACAUAAAAGCAUACAAACGAACAAAGAGGCAAGGCUUACGAGAAGCGCGUGCAACAGAGAAACUCGAAAAGCAACAAAAACUGGAAGCAGAGAGAAAACGCAGACAGAAGCAUCAAGAAUUCCUACAAACUGUUUUGCAACAUGCCAAGGACUUUAAGGAGUAUCACCGCAACAAUGUCGCUAAGCUGUCGCGCAUGAACAAGGCCAUCAUGAACUACCAUGCCAACGCCGAGCGCGAACAAAAGAAAGAGCAGGAGAGGAUUGAAAAGGAGCGUAUGAGACGUUUGAUGGCAGAAGACGAAGAAGGAUACCGGAAGCUCAUUGAUCAAAAGAAAGACAAACGCCUCGCGUUCCUUUUAUCACAGACCGACGAGUACAUCGCCAGCCUCACGGAGAUGGUCAAGCAGCACAAGCAAGAGCAACGCAAGAAACAACAAGAAGAGGAAAGAAGGAAGAGGAAAUCAAGAAAGAAGAAGUUGUUGGAGGGCGCAGAAAUAGAUGCGUUGGAUGACAGCUCGCAGGCGUCGGACUCGCGUGUCAAUGUCGUGGAUCCCAAGACCGGCGAGGUGUUGAAAGGCGAGGAUGCGCCGCUGCUGUCGCAGCUCAAGGAGUGGAUGGAGGCGCACCCCGGCUGGGAGGUCAUGUCCGACUCGGACGACUCCGGCGACGACAGCCAGGACGACGAAAAGAGAGAAAGAAGAGAGAGGCACAGAGAUGAAAGGACUGAUAAAGAGAAGUCCGAAGAAGAGAAGGCGCGCGAAAUGAUCAAGAAGGCUAAGGUAGAAGAUGAUGAAUACAAAACAGAAGAACAAACAUAUUACAGCAUCGCUCACACAGUUCACGAAUCUGUCACGGAACAAGCCAGUAUUUUGGUGAAUGGAAAACUUAAGGAAUACCAAAUAAAGGGACUAGAAUGGCUGGUGUCUCUUUUUAACAACAACUUAAACGGGAUACUGGCAGACGAGAUGGGCCUCGGCAAAACCAUUCAGACAAUUGCUUUGGUCACUUACCUCAUGGAGAAGAAGAAAGUCAAUGGACCAUUCCUUAUUAUUGUGCCACUCAGUACGCUGUCCAACUGGGUGCUGGAGUUCGAGAAGUGGGCGCCCACGGUGACUGUGGUGUCGUACAAGGGCUCCCCGCAGUCGCGCCGCCUCGUGCAGACUCAGAUGCGCUCCACCAAGUUCAACGUGCUGCUCACCACCUACGAAUAUGUCAUAAAGGAUAAGGGCGUCCUUGCUAAGGUGCAAUGGAAAUAUAUGAUCAUCGACGAAGGCCACCGUAUGAAGAACCAUCACUGCAAAUUGACUCAAGUGCUGAACACGCACUACAUCGCACCUCACAGGUUGCUGCUAACUGGCACUCCGCUCCAGAAUAAGCUGCCCGAACUCUGGGCUUUGCUGAACUUCCUGCUGCCCUCCAUUUUCAAGAGCUGCUCUACAUUUGAACAAUGGUUUAAUGCUCCAUUUGCUACAACGGGUGAAAAGGUGGAACUGAACGAAGAAGAAACGAUUUUGAUCAUUCGUCGUUUACAUAAAGUAUUACGUCCGUUCUUGUUGCGGCGUCUUAAGAAAGAAGUAGAAAGCCAACUGCCUGAUAAGGUGGAAUACAUCAUCAAGUGUGACAUGAGUGGGCUACAACGAGUAUUAUACAAACACAUGCAGUCGAAGGGUGUACUGCUGACAGAUGGAUCUGAAAAGGGCAACAAGGGCAAGGGCGGUGCCAAGGCGUUAAUGAACACUAUUGUGCAAUUGCGAAAGCUUUGCAAUCAUCCCUUCAUGUUCCCACAUAUCGAGGAAAAGUUUUGCGACCACAUUGGUACUGGUGGUGCUAUACUUACUGGACCUGACUUGUACCGAGUAUCGGGUAAAUUCGAACUGUUGGAUCGUAUUCUGCCAAAACUGAAAAGGACCGGACAUAGAGUGCUUGUGUUCUGUCAAAUGACUCAGUGUAUGACCAUCAUUGAAGAUUAUCUGUCUUGGAGAGGCUUCCAGUACUUAAGACUGGACGGUAUGACUAAGGCGGAGGACCGUGGCGAGCUGCUGAAGAAGUUCAACGACGCGAACUCGGACUACUUCAUCUUCCUGCUGUCGACGCGCGCCGGCGGCCUGGGCCUCAACCUGCAGAGCGCCGACACCGUCAUCAUAUUCGACUCUGACUGGAACCCGCAUCAGGAUCUUCAAGCACAAGAUCGUGCGCAUCGUAUUGGACAACGAAAUGAAGUGCGCGUUUUACGUCUAAUGACAGUCAACUCUGUUGAAGAGAGAAUUCUAGCUGCUGCCAGGUACAAACUUAAUAUGGACGAAAAAGUCAUCCAAGCGGGUAUGUUUGACCAAAAAUCUACAGGUUCUGAACGGCAGCAGUUCUUGCAAAGUAUUUUGCAUCAAGAUGGCGACGAUGAAGAGGAGGAAAAUGAAGUACCCGACGACGAUCUUAUAAACGAGAUGAUCGCUCGCUCCGAGGAAGAGCUGGAGAUCUUCAAGCAGAUCGACAUUGAACGCAAAAAGACUGAGACCAAGAAGCGCCUCAUUGAGGAGUCCGAGCUGCCCGACUGGUUGGUUAAAGACGACGAUGAAGUCGUCUGUAACAAGGGUCAAGGUUGGAACUACCUGGACGAAGAUGAGACUCUGGGGCGUGGAUCCCGGCAGCGCAAAGAAGUCGACUACACCGACUCGCUUACAGAAAAGGAGUGGCUAAAAGCCAUAGAUGAGGAAUUCGAGGACGAAGAAGAGGAAGACGAUGAUGAUGAAGUUUUGGAUAAAAAGCGGAAGAAAGGACGUAAACGACGACGUCAAGAUGAUUCUGAUGAAGAGGAGGUACCAAGCUCCUCGAAGAAAAAGAGCAAAACUGAAAUAAAUCAAGUGAAGAAGCGUUUGAAGAAUAUCAUGAAGAAAGUAAUUGACUAUACUGAUGACGCUGGACGAGUAUUGUCCGAACCAUUUAUGAAACUUCCUUCGCGACGCGAGCUACCAGAUUAUUAUGAGGUUAUCAAAAAACCUUUGGACAUCAAAAAGAUCAUGAACAGAAUUGAAGAUGGCAAGUACACUGAUAUGACGGAUCUGGAGCGCGACUUUUUCACGUUAUGUGCUAACGCGCAGACUUACAACGAAGAAGCGUCGCUUAUUUACGAGGACUCUGUGCGCCUCCGCAAUGUGUUCAUUGAGAUACGUCGCCAAUACGAGAAUGGACAGAACUCUGAUGAUUCUGAUGACAAUGAUAAAGACGAUGACGACUCUGAUGGAGAAUCAAAUCGCUCAGUGAAAAUGAAAAUUAAGUUGAAAGGCAAAAGCAAGAACACACCCACAAGAAAACGCAAGCAACGCAAGUACAUUUCUGACGAUGAAGAUUAUGAAGAAGAUUAG
Molecule: messenger RNA, 4191 nt
Organism: Parnassius apollo (apollo)
Lineage: Eukaryota; Metazoa; Arthropoda; Insecta; Lepidoptera; Papilionidae
Source: the annotation of a GenBank genome assembly